CGAAACUCCUCUUGUGUACUGAAUCUAAUCCUCCCUGCUGACUCAGCCCCGGGGCCUUCUGGUGGUGUUGGGCGUUCUUCUGAUAUUCUUUUGGUUCACAGUGCAUGCUUGCCACCCUCGUGACGCGACUCGGCGCGUCCUCUCACUUUACUUUUCGCUAUUCAACAUCUACUAUCUAAUUCGGGUGGUGCUGGUCACUCGACAUCAGAGUGACGGGCCGCCAUGACUUCCCGACUCGACCGCCUGGUCACAUUACUUGAAACCGGCAGUACUCAGUUGAUUCGAAAUACAGCUGCCCAACAACUUGCAGAUGUUCAAAAACAACAUCCAGACGAGCUCUUCAAUCUACUGGGCCGCAUUCUACCAUAUCUUCGCUCCAAGUCCUGGGAUACUCGGACUGCCGCUGCCCGGGCAAUUGGGCUGAUCGUCACUAAUGCAGAUAUCUACGAUCCAAACGAGGAUGACGGGCAACAAAUAAAGUCCGCAGCUGACGAUGACGAUGACGACGUCGAGAUCAAAUCCGAAGUCAAGACAGAGGAGACACCCUCCACGUCAGGGACGUUCCUCGACCUCGAGUCGCUAGAUAUUGCUUCCGUCUUGAAAUAUGGCAAACGACUACUCGGCAGUGCUGGCAAGGAGUAUGAGUACUCCCUCGCGGCCAUGGACCCGGCAGCUCGUCUUCAGCACCAAAAGAAGACCCUUUACGGUCGCCUGGGUCUGGAGGGAGAGUAUGUGGAGGAUGACAUUGACAUUAGCGACAUUGUCAUUCCCAAGCCAGCCACACCAGCUCCCAAAAAAGAAGCCUCGACCUCCGCCCUCCCUAUUUCUCGCGAAAACAGCUUACAGGAUGCGGCUUCUUCCCGACCGUCUUCGCCCAACGAAGCUUCCAAGCUAGAAGAGUCUGGCCUUAGCAAGCGACAGCUGAAUCAACUCAAGCGCAAAAACAAACACAGCGCCAAAUUGGGAGCGAACAAGGUGCGCGUGGUGGAUUUGUCGACCUCACGCCGAACAUCGGAAAAUGUUACAACACCUGUCGCGACACCCCAUCCCAUCAAAACAGAGAAUGGUGAGGGUCAAAAUGGCGAAGCCAAACCCGACUAUUUUUCGCUGGAUCGCCCUGCUGGCGAUGACGACUCCAAGAUUGUCUCCGAAUUCAAAGGGCCUAUUGCCCCCGAGAAGCCCAUCAUUCAGCCUGACCUUGUGGACCAAGGCGCUGGGUGGCCUCUGGAAUGCAUGUGCGAGUUCCUCUCAGUGGACAUUUUCGACCCUAACUGGGAGGUGCGCCAUGGUGCAGCAAUGGCUCUCCGAGAGGUAAUUAGGGUGCAAGGCGCGGGAGCGGGUCGGAUGGAGGGCAAGACUCGCCAAGAAAACGAUAUCUUGAAUCGUCGAUGGUUAGAUGACCUUGCCUGCCGUCUCGUGUGCGUUCUCAUCCUUGAUCGGUUCGGCGAUUACAUUUCAGACAAUGUCGUCGCCCCCAUCCGUGAAACCGUGGGCCAGACUCUUGGAGCUCUCCUUUGUCAUCUUUCGCCCAAAUCUGUGCGGCUAGUCUACAAGUGUCUGUACCGUAUUAUCAUGCAGAAAGACUUGGAUCUGGACCGUCCCGUGUGGGAGGUCUGCCAUGGUGGCAUGAUAGGCCUACGAUACUUGGUUGCUAUUCGCAAAGACGUACUUCUCAAGUACUCGACUCUGAUGGAUGGUGUCCUCGAAGCCGUCAUGAAAGGCCUUGCAGACUUUGAUGACGAUGUGCGUGCUGUCAGUGCUGCCACGCUUGUGCCCAUCGCAGAGGAGUUCGUGAUAUCCCGCGCGGGUACUCUUGGCACUCUGAUGAAUAUCGUUUGGGAAUGCCUCUCCAAUCUACAGGACGACCUGAGCGCCAGCACGGGUUCUGUCAUGGACCUUCUUGCCAAGCUAUGCACCUUUCCACAGGUAUUGAAUGCGAUGAAGGCGAAUGCGGCAGACGAUCCGGAAGCUUCCUUUGGUAAUCUGGUUCCCCGUCUUUACCCGUUCCUGCGGCAUACUAUCACGAGUGUCCGUUCCGCUGUACUUCGCGCACUCAUGACCUUCCUUAAGCUCGAGGGAGAAGGGAGCACGGAUUGGGUAGAUGGCAAGGCAUUGAGAUUAAUCUUUCAGAACUUGCUCGUGGAACGCAACGAGGGUGUUCUCAAACUAUCCCUGCAAGUUUGGUCAGAGCUCUUGAAAGCGAUCGAACUUCGCGGAUCAUUCGCGCAGGCCACCGAGCUCUCGAGCUCUGUUGAGCCACUGGUCACUCUAACCCUCGGACCAUUCGGCGUGCCGCGCUACCCCAUUCCCAUGAAUGCUUCCCUAUUCAUCAAACCGUCCGGAGUGGCAUUCUCUAUCGCUGCUCCUCCUCCCGUCAAACCCUCCUCACCGACCAUCACUCCUGGUGGCGCAGAGGUCAAGGCUGGGCGCAGACGCAAGUCGGAGAAGAAAGAAGCCCCUCCGCCGUCAGCACACAAUGUCGAUGGGCACAUGUUGUCAGGUGAUAUCGAUCUCGUCGGCGCAGACACUAUGCUCAGAUCGAAGAUCUAUGCUGCCAAGGCACUGGGCGAGCUGCUCUCCUUUUGGGACAAACAUGAGCUGCCUUCAUUCUGGCCCGCAAUUUUGGACGGCUUUUCCCUUCCCGCAUCCACCUCCCAGCUUGCAUCUGCCAUGGUCGUGGAAGAAUAUGCCCGGGCCUCUGGGCGUGAAAGCAAGUAUUCGGCAUCUCUGUGUGAGCGACUGCGUCCCAUCAUUGAAAGCGAGCGCCCGCUCUGGUAUUCCGAUAUCUCCUGCUACCUACACGUUGCACGCGCACAGUGUCAUUCGCUGUUGAAUACCUUCCGCGACCACGGUCACGUCCCGCCCUCCCGUUUGCCAACAUUGGCUGUUGUUGUUCAGGGCGAUCCCGGAGCUGGUCCCAAUGCAUUCUCUCUGGCCGAUGCCGAGAAGAUUAUUGGUCCGGACUUUGACCGAUUGAAGAAGAACCUCACCCCAGCCCAGCGUAUUACAGCAACCCAGGUUCUGACCGAUACUCGCACUACGGCGCAGUACGCGGUCGAUGAGGCGCGGGCUAUGAGAGAACAACGGGAUAUGCGUGUCCUGGCAGCAGCAGCAGGUGCAUUGGUUGCUCUACGAGAUAUUCCUAAGAAGCCUGGCCACAUCAUCAAGGGUAUCAUGGACAGCGUCAAGAAAGAAGAGAACGUUGAACUUCAACAACGGUCUGCAACUGCAAUUGCAAGCUUGAUCGAGCACUACACGGCCGCAACAAAGCGUGGGCCGGUGGACAAGAUCAUCGGAAACCUGGUCAAAUAUUGCUGUGUGGAUACUUCUGAGACGCCCGAAUUCCCGCACAACGCUCAGCUGGAGAAAUCAAUAUUGUCGCUUCGCAAGGAAGAGGACCGUCGAGACCACGCCGAUGCUGCGAAGUUCGAGCGGGAGGCCAAGGAGGCUCGAAUCAUGCGACGGGGUGCCAAGGAUGCCCUGGAGCAAUUGACAAUUAAAUUUGGCGCACAACUCAUGGAGAAGAUUCCUAACCUGGCAUCCCUGGUUGAGCGGCCCCUGAAGGAAGCCUUGGAAGGCGACCUCCCCGAGACCAUCACAAAUCCCGAGAACGAGCUUGGCCAAGAGGUUGUGGAUGGUCUCUCCACUCUUCGUGCCCUUCUUCCAAAGUUCGAUCCUGGCCUUUACCCUUGGGUCAUUGGUCUGAUGCCGCUCAUUGCCAAGGCCUUACAGUGCCGGUUGUCUGUGAUUCGCUAUGCAGCUGCUAAGUGCUUCGCGACGAUCUGCAGUGUCAUCACCGUCGAUGGCAUGACGAUGCUGGUCGAGAAGGUACUGCCAACAAUUAAUAAUGCCCUCGAUGUCCACCACCGCCAAGGUGCUAUUGAAUGCAUCUACCAUCUGAUACAUGUCAUGGAAGAUGGUAUUUUGCCUUAUGUUAUUUUCCUAGUUGUCCCCGUUCUUGGUCGCAUGAGUGAUUCCGACAAUGAUACCCGAUUGCUGGCUACCACCUCUUUCGCGACUCUCGUCAAGCUGGUUCCCCUGGAGGCAGGUAUCCCUGACCCUCCUGGUCUGUCCGAGGAGUUGCUCAAGGGCCGCGACCGAGAGAGGAAGUUCAUGUCGCAGAUGCUUGACGUGCGUAAGGUGGAGCCCUUCCAGAUCCCCGUCGCCAUCAAAGCCGAAUUGCGUUCUUACCAACAAGACGGUGUCAAUUGGCUUGCUUUCCUUAAUCGUUACAAUCUUCACGGCAUUCUUUGCGACGACAUGGGUCUUGGUAAGACUCUCCAGACUAUCUGCAUCGUCGCAAGUGAUCACCACAUGCGAGCGGAGGAGUUUGCCAAGAGCCAAGCUCCGGAUGCUCGUAAGCUUCCGAGCUUGAUCGUUUGCCCACCCUCUCUCUCUGGUCACUGGCAACAGGAGGUGAAGCAAUAUGCACCAUUCCUGAAUUGUGUCGCAUACGUUGGACCCCCGUCAGAGCGUGCCAGACUUCAGCCCAUGCUUUCAGAGGCCGACGUGGUUGUGACAUCCUAUGACGUCUGCCGUAAUGACAAUGACCUCCUCAACGCUAUCAAUUGGAAUUACUGUGUCCUUGACGAAGGCCAUCUCAUCAAAAAUCCCAAGGCAAAGAUCACUCUGUCCGUGAAAAAGUUGAUGAGCAACCAUCGGUUGAUUCUUUCCGGCACACCGAUUCAGAACAACGUGCUGGAACUAUGGUCACUGUUCGACUUCUUGAUGCCCGGCUUCCUUGGUACCGAGAAGGUCUUCUUGGACCGAUUUGCUAAGCCCAUCGCGGCUAGUCGCUUCAGCAAAUCCUCGUCCAAAGAACAAGAGGCCGGUGCUCUGGCAAUUGAAGCUCUGCACAAGCAGGUGCUGCCAUUCUUACUUCGUCGUCUGAAGGAAGAGGUCCUGAACGAUCUGCCACCCAAGAUCAUUCAGAAUUACUACUGCGACCCAAGUGAUCUUCAGAAGAAGCUCUUCGAGGACUUCUCCAAGAAGGAGCAGAAGGAGCUUCAAGAGAAGGUUGGCAGCACAGAGCGCUCCGAUAAGGAGCACAUCUUCCAGGCACUGCAGUACAUGCGCCGUCUGUGCAACUCGCCCGCUUUGGUGGUCAAGGAAGGCCACAAACAGUACAAUGAAGUUCAGUCCUACCUUUCUGCUAAGCGCUCUAACAUUCGAGAUGUGUCACAUGCACCGAAGCUCGCUGCCCUGCGUGACUUGCUCGUUGACUGCGGAAUUGGUCUCGAUCACUCGGCUGAAGGAGAGUUGGACACUGGCGCAAGCUAUGUCAGCCCUCACCGUGCCUUGGUCUUCUGUCAGAUGAAGGAAAUGCUUGACAUUGUGCAAAACGAUGUUCUCAAGAAAUUGCUCCCGUCUGUACAGUACCUUCGCCUGGAUGGUGGUGUCGAGGCGACUAAGCGCCAGGACAUUGUCAACCGCUUCAACACCGAUCCAAGUUACGACGUCCUGCUGUUGACCACCAGCGUUGGUGGUUUGGGUCUCAACCUCACUGGAGCUGAUACGGUCAUAUUUGUUGAGCAUGACUGGAACCCGCAGAAGGAUAUCCAGGCCAUGGAUCGUGCUCAUCGUAUCGGCCAGAAGAAGGUCGUUAAUGUGUACCGUUUGAUCACCCGGGGUACUUUGGAGGAGAAGAUCUUGAACCUGCAACGCUUCAAGAUCGACGUCGCCUCCACGGUGGUUAAUCAACAAAACGCCGGUCUUGGCACUAUGGACACAGACCAGCUCCUCGAUCUCUUCAGUCUUGGCGAAACGGCAGAGACAGCCGAAAAACCAGCUGAGCCCGCCGGCAACGAAGUCGAUAUGGUCGAUAUCGAUGGCGAGGUCAAGGAGAAGGGUAAGAAGGGUUGGCUCGAUGACCUCGGCGAACUGUGGGACGACCGACAGUACCAAGAAGAGUAUAAUUUGGAUUCGUUCCUCGCAACGAUGCAAAAUUGAUACUUCUCUCGGCCCAAGUCUAGCAGUCCUUAAUGAGCGACACUCGACCGCGAUGGCCUAGAUCCCGGCCGCACUCGUCUUCCUUCAACACCCUACACCACGAUCGUCACGCCUCACAUUAUUUCUCGCAUUUGCUUUCUUCCCCAAAAAUAAUCCUUUGUGCAUCAAUCAGCGAAUAGUUUUUUUCUUUUACCACUUUUUCUUAGGAAGGGUACCUGGGCUUUACGAACGAACAGAUAUCUUCUCUGCGACGUGGACUUUCUUCAACCCCUUCCGUGUAUUUUUAACUUUUGAACUUGCCUUCCACGACGAAUGAUAUCUUGCAUGUAAAUAGAUAAGGCGGUGAUCUUUUACAACGUUACUUUCUCAAUCUGUUUUCGUAGACAGAAUCUAAUUGCUGGACUGAGAACUCCCACGACCUUUCAUUUUCAUACCAGGC
This is a messenger RNA of Penicillium brasilianum, 6388 nucleotides long. The record is from the annotation of a GenBank genome assembly. Lineage: Eukaryota; Fungi; Ascomycota; Eurotiomycetes; Eurotiales; Aspergillaceae.